Molecule: messenger RNA, 7376 nt
Organism: Oreochromis niloticus (Nile tilapia)
Lineage: Eukaryota; Metazoa; Chordata; Actinopteri; Cichliformes; Cichlidae
Product: centrosome-associated protein CEP250
Exons: 25
Coding region: 292-5559 (1755 amino acids)
Source: RefSeq, a predicted model, not a curated record
CACGGUAGUUAGAGGACGAAACGGAUUGGUGGAACCGUUUUAGCCAGACUCUGGGAUUAUAUCCGAGCAGCUACCUGCAGAGGGGAAAGCUGCGCUUCCACAUUAAAGAACAUGUUGCUCAACAGUCAGUUCAAGGGUUGGACACAAACAUCAAACAGACAUGUGACAUUAGUAUGUAGUUUUGAAGGGACCUAAACUUUGAUGGAUGUACCACGAAGUAAGUUCAACAUAGCCAGUUUGGAUUAGCUGGCUCGUCAAAACCUGAAAUCCCAGACAGGUGGACUUCCAAACAUGGAAGAAGAGUUGUUGAUAGGCUGGCAGGAAGAGAAGCUGCAUCUUAAACAGGAGGUGUGUCGGCUGCAGGAGGAGCUGGCAGAGAGUCAUGCUGAAAAAGAUGAGCUGGAGUCCAGGAACAGAGCUCUGAAGGACAGGCUGUGCCGGUCGUUGUCUCCCUCACUUGCUCUCUCUCUGCAACUAGAGGGCGAGCAGAGGGAAUGGAAGAAGAAGGUAAGGGAGGGGAGAGAGAGGGAGGCCAGGCAGGCCCUGCUGAUCCAUAGGCUCCAGAACAAGGUGUUGGAAUACAGAGAACGAUGUCAGCAUUUAGAGCUUCAGCUGCAGGAUAAUCAUACACAGAUGCUCAGCACUGAGAGAAUCAUAGAUGACUCUCUGGAAAGCGCUCUUCUCAGACUGGAGGAGGAACAACAGAGGUCAGUCAGUUUAGGUGACACCAAUAGUCUCCUUUGCAAGCAACUUGUCCAAUCAGAGCAGGCCAACCAGGCCCUGAAGGAGAACCUCCAGAAGCUGACGAAUGAUUGGAUGACAGCUGUGGAGGAGGCAGAGCAGCGAGAGGCUGAUUUGCAGAAAGAGCGAGAGCGUCGGCUGUGUCUCGUGGGUGAGCAGCAGGCUCGGCUGCUGUCUAUCUGGAGAUCUGUGGCUGCUCUGAGACGAGACUGUCACGCUAUGAAAACGGCUGCUGACAGGGACCUGUGGCAGCUGAGGGCCGAGUUUUCUCGUCUCUCAUCCGUUCUCCUCUCCAGCUGUGACUCUGUCUCCUCCUCUCUGAGGCUCAGCACACUUCACAUUAAUCCUCUCUCCUUCUCCUCUGUUUCUCCCCCUCUUCUCACUCCCCACUUCCCUCCCAUUUCAUUCUAUUCUCCCCCUCCGUCCUCCGAUCUGGCCCUCUGUCCUCCGAACUCUUCUGCACCUCCUCUCCUCUCAUCAUCCACAAUGCAAAUCUUUUCUUUGGGAGAGUUGGAACACAAAGAGGAGAAGGAUGAGGAAAGGAGGGACGAGGAAGAGCAAGACAUUCCAGAGGUGAAGUCUGUUCAGCAGACUCAAGUUUUACAGCUGCAGCAGAGGAUUGAGGCGCUCGCUGGCUCACUGCAGACAGAGGUCAGUCUGAGGGAGGAGAGAGAGAGGGAGGCUGAGAGACAUAGAGUAAUACAGAGAAGCCUGCAGUCUGUGAGCCAUGCUGUGAUCAAACUGUCCAGAGUCCUGACCUCAACCAGCAGUCAGUCGCUGAACAUCUCCUCAGAGGGUGUCCUUAGCCUGGAUCUGUCCUGCUUGCUUUCCGUCCUGUCUCAGACUGAGAGCGCCCUACAGUGGAGAAAUGAGGAAUUACAGGGGGCACAGCGAUCUCUGCAGCAGCUCGGUGAGCAGAGAGCAGCCCUGCACCUGCGACUGAAGCAGCUGGAGGACAACAACCAGCAGCUACACGAACACACACAACAACAGCAGCAGGAGCUUGGCCACAUUAUGGACGUACUGAGCAGAGAGAAGGAGACGGCAUCCUUCCUGCGUCUGCAGGUCGAGGAACUGCAGAGGAGGGAGGAAGAGCUGAGGAGAGAAAAUCACAGACUGAGAAAGGAGAAGGAUGAACAAGAGGAGAGAAACAGACAGCUGCAGACAGAAAUGCGCAGACGAGUUGAGACUGAGGUGUUGGAGAACGUCCAGCUGACAAAGCGGGAGACUGUGACCCAAGCAGAAAUUUAUAGUCUGAAGGGAGCACUAGAGAGGGAGCAGCUGGACAAGCAGCGAGCAGAGGAAGAUGCUUCUGAUAUGAGAGAUGCCUUACAGAAGUCCAGGGAGUGCGUGUCGCGUCUGUCGAUGCAGGAGAGCGCAUUAAGACAGGAGGUGGAGGAGGGACGGGAUGCGCUAGACAAGCUGUCCGCCCUGAACUCUUCUUUGGCCUCAGACAAGAGAGAGCUGCACAAACAGCUGCUGCAGCUGGAGUCUGCGCUGUCAGAGGGCCAAUCACAGCUGCAGGCUCAGAGGUCACAAGUCAGUUCUCUGGAGAGAGAAGUCAAAACCCUAAACAUGGAUUUCAGCAAGCUCAGUGUGAAUUGUGCUGUGUCUGUUAGAGUACAGAGAGAGGCAGAGGAAGAUGCUGUUCAGCAGCUGAGAGAACGAGAGACAGAGCCGGAGGAAGACGGGAGGUUUCCCUCCGUGGGUGAGAGACAGGGGGCUGGACGGCAGUUGGAUGAGCUGUCCUUUCAGCAUGCCACGAUGUGUGAGGAGCUGAAGGAGGUGCAGGACCAGCUGGGGCAAGCAAUGGAGGAGGUGAAAAAUAGGAGCAUACAACAGCAGGAGCAGCUCAGAGAGAGUAGGCGCCUACAAGAGGAGCUGGAUAGUCUGCAGAAACACAAGGAGCAGCUCGAAGUUGAUCUGCAGGAGAUCCGGUCUCUGUCGCUGUCUGCCCACCAGCAGCUCAGUGAGCAGCAGAAGCAUCUCUCACAGUCAGAGGUGGAAAGAUGUCAGCUGAACACACACAUCCACACUCUGAAGCAGGCCAAAGACACCUUACAUGGGGAGAUCCGGUGUCUGAGAGGUGAGCUGGAGGAGAUGAUGUCCAGGGCAGAAGAUGAGAAGAAGAGGAGGGAGAUGAGUGAGGAGGAGAAGAAGGCACUGCAAGAGGACAUGGAGAGGAUGACAGAGGAGAUAGAGAAACUGAGAAGGAGAAGAAGAAGGAGGGAGGAGAUGGAGAGGAAGGAUGAGACGGAGGCCGAACAGGAAGAAAGGAGUUUUUUUAGUGAGAACUCGGGGAAAAGAGAAGGAGCUGAGGUGCUGAGGAAUUACAUUGAGGGAUUAACUGAGGAGGUGGAGGAGAGGCAAAGAGAAGAGGAGAAAAUGAGGAAGGAGGUAAUAGAGAUGAAGACUCAAAUCAACCUUAUGAUAGAAAGAGUACAGCGAUUAGAGGGAGAGAAGGAGGAACUGGAAGAGGAGCUAAAGAGGACAGAGGAAAGGCAGAGAGAGGAGAAGGAGUUUUGGGAGGAGAGGAGAAGAGAGGAGACGAAGCAGAGGGACAGAGAAGUGGAAGCCCUCUGUGAGCGGAUGGAGAGAUUAAAAAGGGAGGAGGAAAGAGAGAAGAAGGUGGACCAGCUGAGGACAGAAGCAGAGAGGGACAGAUGGAGGGUGAGAGUGGAAGAACAAGAGGAGGAGAUUAACAGACUGAAAAAAGAAAUCUCAACAUUACAAGAGGAUGAAAGGAGAAAGAAAGACAAACUGCUAGAGGAGAAGGAGGAGGUGGUUGCAAAGCUGCUCGAGAAGCUAAAGGAGAAAGCAGCGGAGGCAGAGCUGAUGACGCAAAGGCUGAAUGUGGCCAAUGAGAAGUUUAAUGAAGUUAAGGCGGAGGCGAAAUGUAAGGAGCAGAGCCUGGAAUUACAGGUGAGGGAAAGAGAAGAAGUAGUGGAGGAGCAUCGGGAACAUCUGAAGGAGGGGGAGGAGGAAGGAGAGAGAGACCAUCAAGAGGUGAAUGCCAGACUAAAGCAAAAGGAGGUAAGGGGGGACCACCUGGAAGGAAGUUGGAAGGGUAUGGAAAAAGAUGACACGAUCUCCUCCCAGGUUAGGGAGCUACAGGAGGGACAGACAAAGAGCGAGGGAGCAAGGAAAAGAGUAAAAGAAAUGGAGGAAGCCCGUGACAGGCUGCAGGUGGAGAUAAAGCAGUGGCAGGAGAGAGCAGAACACAGCGAGAGUGAGGCUACAAAGCUUAACCAUAUCUGUGUGGAGCAAGAGGAGGAGGUGCAGCGGUUAAGAGCUGUACUGGAGGAGAAGGAAGAGGAGAGAAGAGAAUGGGAGGCACUAAGUAGAACUGAGAAAGAAAACACGAGGAGACUGCAAAGUAAGCUGAUGGAGGUUGGGGAGGAGAAGAAGAGAUUAGAGGAGAAACUUAGGGAGGCCGAGGAAGAGAAAGAAGCACUUAGGAGAGCUGGGGAGGAGACAAAAAGGCUGAAGGAACAACUGUCGGAGGUAGAAAGUGACAUGAAGGACCAAAGAGAGGAGCUGAGGAAGAUGUUUGAGGAGAAGAGGAGACUGGAGAACACACUAAAGGAAGUUGAGGAGGCGAUGAAAGGAAAAAUGGAUGAGCUGAUGAUACUGAGGGAAGAGAAGAAACGUCUGCAGGAUAAAUCGAUAGAGAAGGGAACAGAAGCUGAUGGACAAAUGAGAACGAAAGAGCAGCAAGCCAGGCUGCUGGACACCGAGGAGGAAGAGGCAUCGGCUCUUAGGAAGGAAGUGCAGAAGGAGAUGGAGAGAAGCAAUCUAGAGAUGUCGGUGCUUAGGGAGGCGGUACAAAAGGAGAAAAGAAGGAAGGAGGAGGCACAAGAUGAGCUGUUAAAAUGGAGAGAAGAAGCACAAUAUCUCAGAGAGGUGUGGGGAGAGGAGACGCAGGAAGAGCUGAGGACGACUAAGAUGGAGUUACUGGUUAUUAAAAAAGAGCUGCAAAAAGAACAAAAUGAGAAGGAGCAGAUAAAAGAGAAGCUACGGAGGACGGAGGAAGAGGUGACAGCUCUCAAGGAGGAAGUGCAGGAGAUGGAAAAAAAUAAGCUGACAAAGACGAAAGAUGAAUUUCCUCAGAAGGAGAUGAGAGGAGUGAAGCAGAGCGUGGAGGUGAUGGUGCAAAACUCCCUGCAGAGUCAGGUGGACACUCUGAGUCAGAGCACAGAGGAGAUGGGGCAGGGCAGGGAUGGAAUCGGAUUAGCUCGAUCACAGCAAACAGAUGCAGCUUUGAUGGGCUAUAAAAGGAGAGCCCAGCAGGAGGAGCAGAGCCCAGUGGCCACGUCUGAUACAAAGGGUUUGAAGGAGAGACUGAUGGUCCUGCAGAGUCUGGUGGCUGAACUGGAACUGGAUCAGAAACGACUGAAUAAGAAAAACUUUCAUCUGGAAAAUCAGAAAGACAAACUGAAAAGAGCGACACACACACUGAGAGAGACGCUGCAACAGGUGGCGGAAGAGCGGUCGAGGCUCAGACAGCAGCUGAGUGAGAGCAUGCAGGGGUCUUUAAACAGCACAGACGAGCAGCAACUGAGGAGCAAAGUGAGGGAGCUACAGGACCAGGUGACGCAGCUCCAGUUUGCACUGGCUGUCGGUCAGCAACAAAGGGCAGAGUUCAUUCAGCAGUCCUCCAGAAACAGCCAGUCAAUGCUCUCUCUGAGACUUGACCUCAGUGAUUCACUAGCAACUAUCACACAACAUCCAAUCCCAUCCAUCCUAGAGUCUGAGACACAGCGAUUGGACCGUAGCAUGAGGGAGGAGGAGCUCAGAAUGUCCUUCAGCCAGCUGUGAAAAUUCACGACCACAUGUUCUUAAUUACUUUACACUCAUUAAGUUGAGUUGUAGAGCUGUCUUGGAUUGGCUUCGUCCCAUCGUCUCCAUUUAAACUCUUCUCUGUGAGCUCUUUACCUCAUGUUUAUUUAUUUAACCUUUAUUUAUACAGGCAGUCCCACUGAGACCUGGUGUCUCAUUUACAAUAGAAACACGUGUCCCACAGGUUCUGCCACGUACUCAUCCAAAUCGAGCUCUAACUGUCAGAGGAUUCGAAGCAACUAAUGAAAUCAGCCAAUCAGAAUACAAAGGGAACUGAUGCACAAUACACCUGCUUUUCUCACUAUUAAAGCCAAAACAACCUUUUCUGCAUUUGUUAGAAUACACACAGAAUUAACACGAUUUAAUAACAGGUCUGGUGACUAUUGCUGCAUUUUAAACAUUACUACGGUCUUCUUCUGUGACCUUAUGGUUUCUUUUCUCUGCAUCACACAAAGCAAAGAAACUCUUAUUUUGGUUCCUUCAAAUUAUUUUCAGUGUUUCUGCAUAUUUAUUCUUCUGUUUUUGUUCUGUGGUUAUACUGGUCAUAUUUCACAUGCUGGCACUUUAAUAUUUUUGUCUCAUUUUAUUACCAUUCUUUCUGUAUACAGCCAUGUAAUAACAACGGCACCUUUUUACAGUCACAAAGCUUCACAAGCUGUUAAACGUUUACAGUCCAACAAUGCCGCUUAUUUAUAUUUGUGUUUGUUUUAAUGAGCAGCUCUUCCUCGAGCAUAAACCCAGACUCACCUGAGUCAGAGUGGCUCAGGUGAGUCUGGGCCAUCAUGUUGUCUUUUCUAGAUCCAAAAGUGGCAAUUUUUAACACUACCUUAUUAAGGUGGCCACCCUAAUUACCAAGAUGUAUUUAAAUUGCACAGGUGUAAGGUGUACCCAUUUAUACUGAGUACUAAUAUUAAUAAAAUAAUAGUCACUCUGCAAAACUGAAGGAUCAUGGAUGCAAUGUUGACAGCAGCUGUGAUACUUGGACACAGAUUAAUCCAGAACAAGUGUCAGAAUUGGCCAGUCUAAGGGGAAGUGCCACUAAAUGUUUGCUCAAACCCUGAAAUACAUUGCAUUGCCUUUCCCACAGUCCUCCAGUCUGAGCUUACUCAGGCUCAUGUUGAAGUCAAAGAUCAACUCGUGGCGUGUAUUUGUGUGUACACGCACUCGAGGAAGAGUCCCGGGAGAGAGCUGCACCUGAAUCAGCUGACUGGCCUUCCAGUUCAUUUCCUGUUUUGUAAAAUCACUGUCAGAGUGCGUAGAAGAGUAAAUUAACUUGCACAAGUUUACAUUUUUACAAAAACUGAAAUCCCAGAUUUAUGAUAAUUUGCUGUUUUUAGUACUUAACAUGAACACUUUUAUAGUUAUUCAUUUAUCAACAUAUAAGAGCGGAGACAGCGAUGACAUCACACAUUUAUUAUCAUCUCGUCUCAUUUUCUGUUACACAUUAAUCAUGAGUGGUUUGUCUUAUAAGCUGACUGAUGGAAAAUUGUCACAGUUGGAUCUUAGAGAUGUAAACAUGAGGCUCAAAUGACUUUAAGACUAAUGCUGAACUAAACGUGUGUAAAGUGACAUAUUAAAUGCAGCUGCAGACACUUUGUUCUGAACUUUUCACAGUUUGAGGUUCAGUCUUUAAAUGCAGCUGUGAUGCCCAGCCCGGAUAGCUUUAGUUUUGACUUAACAGCUACUUUUAAAAGUUAUUUGUAUUUUAUAAUAAAAUUAUUCUAAAGUUGUCAAACAUUUUAUGUUCUCUGAAUGUUGAAUUCACAGAAUGAUACUGAAAUAAAUCAUAAAUGCUA